AUGCGUGCCGCUUUUUCCGUUCUGUCACUUUGCAUACGCCAUGCUAAUCGCCUUCUUUCUCACCUCCCUUCUCUGCUCCGUCCACUUGCUUCCCUCUUCUCCUCUCCUCCUGCCAGCAUCCCUCUUCCUCCUUCCCGCUGCCAGCACACCUUCAGGCCGGCAGCAGCAGAAAGCAUGGGGGAGCAGAGGAAGCAGCGUGAGCGAGUGGGAGAGGCGAGUGAACCAGCGCGACCGACCGUGCCGUCUCUGAGUGGUGCUGCGGCAGCAGGGGGAGUGUGCCGGCAAGGAGAGGCGCCCGGCCGUGUGGGUGCCGCACGCAUGCAAGGGGAGCACGCCUGCAUGCUCCUUCGACCCUCGUCAAUCCGGCUAAGCGAUCUCACUGAAAUGGACUGUGCACGCACCACUCACUCGCUCCCACUCGUGCCUUCCACUGCUUGCUUGCACUCUCGCCCUCCUCCUCCUCUCGCCGCUCUCAAGGGACCCUCCCCAGGUCAUCCCUCUCCCUGCUUUCCUCUGCCUACACCCCUCUGCCAGCACAUCUACAGGAAGGCAGCAGCAGAGUGCAUGGAGGAGCAGGAGAGUGGGAGAGGCGAGGGCGUGGGCGUGACGCUAGUGGAUGGAGCGAGUGGGAGAGGACGAGGGCGCGUGGAGCGAGGAGGAUGA
Closterium sp. NIES-65 is the source of this 663-nucleotide messenger RNA. NCBI's taxonomy places the organism in Eukaryota, Viridiplantae, Streptophyta, Zygnematophyceae, Desmidiales, Closteriaceae. The record is from the annotation of a GenBank genome assembly.